AUGCUCCUUCUCCUCCGUCCCAUUAUAAUUCUCAUUGUCCUCUACACCUAUCGGUUAUCUCCGACGCUCGGCUACAUGUGUCACAAGUGUGCGAGCACCGACGCAGUUUGGGUAACGCAUAGAGAGCCAAUGCUCCCACUCAACUGAACCGUUCAGAAUUGGGUAAAGUACGGGCUUCCCGUGAGUCAAGGCGAUUCGACGGUGAGCGAUGACAAGUGUUUGGUGGAGAGCAAGCUGAAAAAGGACGGGGAUUCGUGUGCCGGAUACUGCAUGACCAUCAAUAUCACGAGAGCAGACGGAGAGAGCCAAGGAAAGACUGUCGGUGAGUUCGCAAUGCCCUAAACAGUAUUAUUACUGACCGUUUCAGCAAUGGUCCGAGACUGUCACCUCCGUACUCGAAGUCUGCCAGAGUUGAACGAAGGCGAUGCGCCGCUGUGCACCUCAUUCGAAAAAGUAGUGAACCGUCGCAAGUGAGUUCCCUUCGCGCUUUUUCAAACAAAGCACGAUAAAUCUUUGAGUGUGAACAUCACCACAUGCUACUGUCGAGGUCACUACUGCAAUGGAUUGGGAUUCGCCGAGGCGACACGGCAUUCGAAAGCGUUGGACCUGCCGCAUAAUGCGACGACGAAAGCGGAAUCGAAAGGAUCCACCUACUUAUUUUGGUUUUUAGUGCACUUCGGGCUGUUCUCUUUUUUAUUCUAGCGACUGUGCUGAUACAUUGGUUCAGCACGUGUAAGCGGGUGAAUAAGGAGGAAGAAGAGAGCUAUGAAAUGGGUAGAAAUGAAGGCAGAGAGGUUCUGAACACCGGUAGUUGAUUUUUACUAUUUUGGGUCUUGCCACCAAGAUUUAUUGUAACAGAAAUUGUAUUAUUUUAGCUAUGUUUACUUGAUUGUUGAUCUUUUUAUCUUGUUUUCUUAUAAAAUUGCUCAAUGCUUCAAUAAAAUAUGGAAUUCUAGUUCAUUUCAUUCAAAAAAUCACAAUUCCCUCCGAGAAGAGAUGCAAACGCGCCCUACCGCACUCGCCGCCAAACCUCAAAUUUCAAAUAACGCAACACGUUUUCUCCAUUUUUCACUGUUUUCUCGCGUUUUUCAUCACCUCAAACAUAAAACAAUCGUGAUAAGCGGCGAAAAAUGAUGGAAAACAAAUUGACAGAUGUUGGUUAUAUUGUUUGCCUCCGUUUUGUUCGCCGAUCAUCCGAGAAAGCCCUAAAUCUUUUCUUCCUAAAUAAACUAAACCUAGACGACUUUUUUGCCUGAAUACUUGGCGAAAAUAUAUGGGUUUCGAGCCGGUUUUAUACACCGCGUCGGCCCUUCUUCUCAUUUUCCUCAUAUUUCUGCUCGCCACCGCUUUAUUAUUGGUUCGACGCGGCAAAUCGGGCAGUGUGAAUCUGCAGACGGUCGUGGUGACUCACGAGAAUCCGUAUGUCACGAUGAGUGCCAGUCGACCGGCAAUGGUAAGGAAUCCAGCUGUGGAACAUCUGUUUUAUGUGUCUGACCUUCAUUCCUUCUUCGUUUUCCAAUUCAACCCUUCUCUAACAAUCUACUACUUUCAGUCUAUUUGAGGCACACAUUAUUGUCAUUAAUGCGUUCAUUUUGCAGGAAAUCCCAGUGAUUCUUCACAAGAAAGUCAACAUGACCGAAGUCGAUCAAAAGGUAAGUGACAUCGGCAGAAAAAUGCAUUUCGGAUCGAUCACUGAUUAACGUUUUGUCCUAAAUCUUUUCUUCAUUUCCAGCACCUGCCACCACACAAUCCGCCUCCACCAGUGCCAAAUCACCAUCACACUUCGCAUAACAGUUCAACCACAAUAAGCUCGGCCACCAGCACCAUUAACACCACCACAAGUACCACCAAGAAGCCAGCGCUGGCUGCUCCGCCCGCACCUCCUACAAACGCCAACAAAACGGUUCGAGAAACAAUUGACGUGAAAAAUAAACAUACAGAAUUCAAUUUUUCAGCUCGACACUUCGGGACGCGUGAUGCAGCUCAACGGACACGUCGGAUUUGACUCUCUUCCUCACCAGCUCGUCAAGAAAGCCGUCGAGGCCGGAUUCCAAUUCAAUCUGAUGUGCGUCGGAGAGACGGGAAUGGGAAAGACGACGUUGAUAGAGUCGCUUUUCAACAUGAAACUCGACUUUGAGCCGUGCAAUCACGAGCUAAAGACGGUCGAGCUGAGAACCAAAACUUAUGGUAUUUCAGUUUAAUUUCUCAAACAUCUCACGACGAAUUGCAAUUUUUAGACGUCGCCGAGGGUGGAAUACGUGUAAAACUGCGUCUCGUCGAAACUGCCGGAUUCGGAGACCAACUCGAUAAAGAUAAAAGGCUAGGCUUUCAUUACAUUAAUUGCGCGCUCUCAACUCGUCAUAUUUCAGCGCCAAAGUGAUAGUCGACUAUUUGGAGUCACAAUUCGAAAAGUAUUUGCAAGAAGAGCUGAAGCCACGUCGCAUGCUCCAAUAUUUCGACGACUCGCGCAUCCACGCAUGCCUCUAUUUCAUAUCGCCCACUGGACAUGGGUAAACAGCAUAUUUCUCAGUCUAAUAACGAAUUGAUAUCAUUUUCAGACUGAAAGCCCUCGAUCUGGUGACUUUGCGUGAGCUGGCGAAGCGUGUGAAUGUGAUUCCAGUUAUAGCGAAAUCGGACACGACGUGCAAAGACGAACUGCUCCGCUUCAAGGCGAAGAUUCUGAGCGAACUAAAAAGCCAGAAGAUUGACAUUUACACGUUCCCGACGGACGAUGAGACCGUCUCGACAACCAACAACGCCAUGAACACGGCCGUUCCGUUCGCCGUCGUGGGAAGUUGCGACUUCGUGAAAAAGGAGAACGGACAGCUUGUGCGCGCUCGUCAAUAUCCGUGGGGAAUAGUCGAGGUGGAGAACGAGCAGCACUGCGACUUUGUGAAACUUCGCGAGGCUCUCCUGAGGACUAAUGUGGACGAAAUGCGACAGAGAACGCACGAAAAUUUGUACGAGAACUACAGAAAAGAUCGGCUCAGACAGAUGAAGAUUGGCGACGGAGAGACGGGACCGAAGAUUAUCGAGAAGCUCGCACAGGUAAAUAAAGUGGGUCGGGGCACUGUUUCGAUCUGGAAAACGCAUCAGAGAGUCUACGAAACCGUGCCCCGUCGCCCUCGCUCUUUUCCCUCAAUAACGACAAAGUUUCACUGAUUCCAAGCGUCGCUUACAGAAACAUCGCGAAUAUCAGGACGAGUUCGCCCGUCGAGAGCUGGCUCUGCGUGAAGAGUUUCAGAAGAAGCUCGAGUUGACCGAAUCGGACAUGCGAAAGGUGGAGGAGGCGUUGGGCGCGCGCGAGCGGGAGGUGAACGACGAGUACGAGAAGGAGGCGAUCAAGCUGGACUCGGAGAUCCGCCAGCUGACCGACGAGAGGAUGAAGCUGAUGGCGAAGGUGUCGAAGAAGCUCAGAAAGUGA
Messenger RNA from Caenorhabditis sp. 36 PRJEB53466, 3424 nucleotides. Lineage: Eukaryota; Metazoa; Nematoda; Chromadorea; Rhabditida; Rhabditidae. The record is from the annotation of a GenBank genome assembly.